CAUAUGAUUCAAUCAAGGAUAAAAUAAGAAGAAGAAAACAAGAGGGAGGGAGAGAGAGAGAGAUAGGGCUUCGAGAUAUAAAACAGCGUGUCGCCAAGAAGAUGUCGUCAUCGUACACAAUCUCGUCAUCCUCCUCUCAUCCGUUCCUCUUCACUGCCGCCGCCGCCGCCCCCACCGGAGAAAACGACUUUAACCGGAAAGAAACGCCGACCAUGAUGCCACCUCAUAAUCCCUCGGCUCCACCGCCUAAGAAACGAAGAAAUCAACCUGGAAAUCCAAAUCCAGAUGCGGAAGUGAUAGCGUUAUCUCCAAAGACGCUAAUGACGACGAACAGAUUCAUAUGCGAAGUGUGCAACAAAGGGUUUCAGAGAGAGCAGAACCUUCAACUCCACAGGAGAGGGCACAACCUUCCAUGGAAGCUGAAGCAGAAGUCGAACAAGGAAGUGAAGAGGAAAGUGUAUCUGUGCCCGGAGCCCACGUGCGUCCACCACGACCCCUCGCGUGCUCUCGGAGACCUCACCGGCAUCAAGAAGCAUUAUUACCGCAAACAUGGCGAGAAGAAGUGGAAGUGCGAUAAGUGUUCUAAGCGUUACGCUGUUCAAUCUGAUUGGAAAGCUCACUCUAAGACCUGCGGUACCAAAGAGUAUCGAUGCGACUGUGGCACCAUCUUCUCCCGACGAGACAGUUUCAUCACCCACAGAGCUUUCUGCGACGCAUUAAUGCAAGAGACUGCCAGAAACCCUACCGUGAGCUUCACGGCAAUGGCUGCCGCCGGCGGCGGUAGCACUGGCAGACAUGGCUUUUACGGGCCGAGACUUGGCGGCGGAUCUCUCUCCCAAAGCAUAGGUAACUCUUCAAAUUCCAGUUUUACCCCUGUUGGAAGUUACAACCUAAACCGUACGUUUUCCGACAACAACAUGCAAAGACUUGGAGUUGGUACGGACAGAGCUGACAAGUUCGGAGGCUUUAUGUCUCAUGUGCCAAACCCUAAUUCCUCUGCCUUCUUCAUGCAAUGUCCGUCGAGCCAAGGAUUAAUGAAUCCUAACGAUCCAAGUUUCAUGAACCAACACGGUCUGCUUCAGUUAGAUCCGACUAAUCUCCAUAUCAACCCCAACGGGAACAAUAACAACAACCACAACGACUUCUUCAACCUCGGAUUCUUUCAAGAAAACAACGCCAAGAACUCCGAGACGAAUGUUAUAUAUAGCGACGGCUUGGUCAAUCAUCAACAUCAUCAUCAACAAGACAACUUGAACACGUCAUCCAACAUGUCCGCGACUGCUCUGCUUCAGAAAGCUACUCAGAUAGGUUCAACCGUAAUGGCAACCGCUAACAACAAUGACCCUUCUGCUUUGUUCAGAGGGUUAGUAUCUUCUUCUUCGUCGACUGCAGUGGACGUUGACAAGUUCGGAGGACAGACGGAGAACGAUAAUGACCACCUUCAAGGCCUCAUGAACUCUCUCGCUGGCGGCGGCGGCGGCAUAUUCGACGCUCACUUUGGAGAUAACCCUAAUAUCUGCGGCUCUGAUAAGCUAACGUUGGAUCUUCUUGGAGUUGGUGGAAUGAUGAGAAGCGUUACCGGAGGGGGCGGUGGACGUGGCCGUGGUUCUUUCGAUGCCGAGAUUAAAUUUUCUCAGCCGAAUCAUCCGUUCCGAAGACCUUGAAUUUCAAGAACUUUUAGGUUACCGGAAAAAGAAUUUCGCUCUUUGGUUUUUUUCUUCUUCUUUCUAUGGGAAUAUUUGCUCUUUGGUAUGUUGUUUUCAAAUGUAGAAAUUAAGUGUUUUAGGUUGAGACCUUAGGGCAGGUAAAUGUUGUUUUAAGUUGUUCAAAUAUGGAUAACAUAUGGUAAGUUUAGCUACUCCAUGCAAACAAUUAAUUAGUUGUGCCCUAAUCAUUUAAUUUCCUGCUC
Molecule: messenger RNA, 1909 nt
Organism: Tarenaya hassleriana
Lineage: Eukaryota; Viridiplantae; Streptophyta; Magnoliopsida; Brassicales; Cleomaceae
Product: protein indeterminate-domain 4, chloroplastic
Exons: 4
Coding region: 102-1664 (520 amino acids)
Cellular component (GO): nucleus
Molecular function (GO): DNA-binding transcription factor activity
Source: RefSeq, a predicted model, not a curated record